Molecule: messenger RNA, 3332 nt
Organism: Nasonia vitripennis (jewel wasp)
Lineage: Eukaryota; Metazoa; Arthropoda; Insecta; Hymenoptera; Pteromalidae
Gene: Marf
Product: transmembrane GTPase Marf
Exons: 13
Coding region: 583-2883 (766 amino acids)
Biological process (GO): mitochondrion localization; mitochondrial fusion
Cellular component (GO): mitochondrial outer membrane
Molecular function (GO): GTPase activity; GTP binding
Source: RefSeq, a predicted model, not a curated record
CUUGCGGCAGCCGAAAGAGCAAGAAUAUCACUCAAAAACCGUCUAUCUCUAUAUGUAUACCUAUACUUAUAGACAUCGUCGAUGUCAAGACUUGAGACGGCCUUCGCCGUUGUUGUAGUGCACUACUCCGUGAUCUCGAAUUUGCAACCAAUUUACCGAUGACUUGGACGACGUUAUAGUUUCAUCGGCUUUAAAGACUGCACUCGUAGCAGAAGAGAUUCACAGUGCGCGAAAUAUAUAAGUACAACGAGGGGGGAAGAGUGCACUUUCUGCUACGAACGACGAUACCACGACGUGCAGCCAGUUGGUAGUGGGUACCUAUCCAGACAUCUGAACAACAUUUGAGACACCAGCAAUAUAACUGACAACAUGCCAGUGUAGUUAACUUAUUGCUCAUCACAUGGGAUAUAACUUCAAUGUCUGACGAGAAACAGGUUUACAACUGUUGAUUGUUGAGUGUUAAACUUUGGUGUUAACUUGAUCAUUGCAAUCCUGCAUGCUUCGCAUCCACCAACAAACAUCACCAGCAGAGCACCCCAUUUCAAUUAAUUUGCCAAAUAUUUCGACAAAGUAGAUCAAGUAAUGGCUGCAUAUAUCAAUCGCACAAUGUCUAUGAUUGCUGGAGAGAAUCAAUUUCGCACAAAUGAUAUUAGAACUGAAAAUUCUCCUCUGCAGAUAUUUGUCAAAGCCAAGAAAAAGAUCAAUGACAUCUUUCUUGAAAUUGAUGAUUAUGUGGAUGACACAGUACGGUUUAUUGGAUCACUGCGAGAUGAUCACAAUAUCAUUAGCCCUCCAGAGGUGAAAAAGGUUGAAAGCUAUACAGAUAAAGUACAAGGGAUCAGAGAUGUUCUCAAGAGGGAUCACAUGAAAGUGGCCUUCUUUGGAAGAACAAGCAAUGGAAAGAGUACUGUUAUCAAUGCUAUGUUAAGAGACAAAAUAUUACCCAGUGGUAUAGGUCACACAACUAACUGUUUUCUACAAGUUGAGGGAUCUGAAGGGGGAGAAGCAUAUCUAGUUACUGAAGCUUCUGAUGCAAAGCAGCCAGUCCAAUCAGUUGGACAACUUGGUCAUGCUUUAUGCAAAGAAAAAUUAUGCGAAAGCAACUUAGUAAGAAUAUUCUGGCCAAAAGACAAGUGCCUACUUUUAAGAGAUGAUGUAGUCUUUGUGGAUAGUCCUGGUGUUGAUGUCACACCAAAUCUUGAUGAUUGGAUUGACAAACAUUGCCUGGAUGCUGAUGUUUUUGUUUUGGUUGCUAAUGCGGAAUCUACAUUGAUGAUUGCGGAGAAAAACUUUUUCCACAAAGUUUCAACAAAAUUGUCAAAACCAAAUAUUUUCAUACUCAACAAUAGAUGGGAUGCAUCUGCAUCAGAGCCAGAGUUCCUCGAUGAGCUGGUCGAUGAGCAAAAGGAGGUGAGAGCGCAACAUCAGGAGCGUGCCGUAGAUUUUCUAGCAAAGGAAUUAAAGGUGUGCAAUCCUAAGGAUGCGGAGGAGCGUGUUUUUUUCAUUUCGGCUAAGGAAACGUUGCAAGCGCGACUUCAGGAGGCACGUGGCCAACCAGCUCACAAUGGUGCACUCGCUGAAGGAUUCCAAAACCGGUACUUCGAGUUCCAAGAUUUCGAGCGUAAAUUUGAAGAAUGUAUCUCUAAAUCAGCCGUCAAAACUAAAUUCGAACAGCAUUCCCAGCGAGGCAAACACAUCGCUACGGAAAUACGUCAAACUCUGGACGAGAUUCUGGAACGAACGCAAAAGAUGAAAUCCGAGCAAGUAAACGUGAAAAAAGAAGUGCAUGAUAAGCUGAAUUUUACCGAACAACAGCUCAUGAUCCUUACGCAAGAGAUGAAGGAUAAAAUCCACCGCAUGGUUGAAGAUGUAGAGCAGCGAGUCUCCAAAGCUCUGAACGAAGAAAUUCGUCGCCUCGCCGUUCUCGUAGACGAAUUCAGCGUCCCCUUUCACCCGGAGCCCCUAGUACUCAACGUUUACAAACGCGAACUCCAUGUUCAUGUGGAGAACGGUCUUGGCUCGAAUUUGAGAGCACGUUUGAGUACUGCUCUUGCGUUGAACAUCGAGAACUCGCAGAGGGAGAUGACCGAGAGGAUGUCCUGUCUGCUACCUGAGAACAAGCGGCAGAUGUCGUUGAACGUGAUGCCGAGAAGGGAACCGUUUGAAAUUCUUUAUAGGCUUAACUGCGAUAAUCUGUGCGCAGAUUUCCACGAGGACUUGGAAUUCCGGUUCUCUUGGGGUAUCACUGCGCUUAUCAACAGGUUCGCUGGAAAACAAAGUCAGAGGCUUGCUAUCACGAAUUUACCGCAGGAGAUUCCACAGUCUCUUGUUUCACCUGCAGAUAGCAUAGACUCUUCUAAAUUCGUUUCUACCGCGAAUUGUUUUGCACCAAGGCAGGAUGAUUGGUCACUGGCUACCAGAGUAGCAAUAGCGUCGAUAACUUCUCAGGGAACGAUGGGAGGUCUUAUAGUAGCAGGAUUUAUGUUAAAAACUGUUGGUUGGAGACUCAUAGCAGUAACUGGAGCGAUUUAUGGAGCUUUAUACAUGUACGAACGUUUAACGUGGACGAAUAAAGCAAAGGAACGUGAAUUUAAGAGGCAAUAUGUUUCACAUGCUACAAAGAAGCUGAAACUUAUUGUUGAUCUUACUUCGGCCAAUUGCAGUCACCAAGUUCAACAAGAAUUGUCGAGCACAUUCGCACGAUUAUGCCACUUGGUAGACGAAACCACGUCUGAAAUGGAUAGUGAAUUGAAGACGAUCGCUACGACACUUCGUACUUUGGAGGAGGCAGCCACCAACGCUAAAGUACUCAGAAACAAAGCGAAUUAUUUAGCAAAUGAACUCGAUCUAUUUGAUGCAGCUUACUUGAAAUCUUUACAUUAAAAUUUUUGUUUUAUAAAAGCGCAUCCUUUCCACAGUAGUACAUCGUGGAAAAACGAUAAGUGCUCUGUUAAUGUACAUAUACAUAGACGAAUUCUCUCUUAUCACAGAGAACAACUUGUCACAUGUCAGAGGAAUGUUUCUAAACUUUAAAUUCUAGUCUCAGUUUCUCUGAUCCUUCUUUCUUAUAAUUGCAUAGCAGCAAAUGUUGAUUUUUUUAAUUCUAUCCUGAUUGAAUUUCAUUGAACAAAAGAAAAAUUUUCUAGCAUUGAUUUAUUUGUAUGAUUGGAUCAACAAUGGUGUUUUAAACCAAUUUUUGAAUUAAGUUACAUCUAGAUCUAUUAUCUUUUUAUUUGUAUGAUUAUGAGCUGCGCUUGAUAGAUAUUAGAUAAACUUGAUAUACACAUGAUUAUAAAAUUUAGCAUAAUAAACGAUUUAUUGUUAAUAAAAAA